AUGUUCUGCCUUUCUAAUGAAGUUCUUAUUUUAGAUAAGCUUUUGAAGGUAAUUCUCAGCUAUGGAGAAAACCGACCCAAUUCCCCAUACUUACAAACCAAGACGUUUUCAUUGGUAUAUUCGUCCGAAGAUAAGCUUUCGAAGGAAUUCUCAGCUAUGGAGAAAACCGACCCAAUUCCGCAUACUUACAAACCAAGACGUUUUCAUUGGUAUAUCCGUCCAAAGGACCAGGAUAUAUGUGACGUGGACAAGAUGCGUCCAUCAACUUCACAGGAUCUUAGUCAAGAGUCCCUUUCACAUAGUAAUAGGGUGAGUCGUGCGCACAUGUAUUAA
Molecule: messenger RNA, 333 nt
Organism: Strongylus vulgaris
Lineage: Eukaryota; Metazoa; Nematoda; Chromadorea; Rhabditida; Strongylidae
Source: the annotation of a GenBank genome assembly